ACAGAACUCAUUUGAGACCUGUCAAAUUUACUUAAUCACAUUUACUGUCAUUCUCAAAAUUUUGAUUUCACUCAAAGAGUAUACAAUCAGCACCAAAGAGUAUAGUAAGAUAAACACCAAAAUGCCGAAGAAAUUUGCUGGUGAAAACAGCAAAGCUGUAGCUGCACGGCAACGAAAAGAAAAUGAAAAGCAAGAAAAGGAACAAAAGAUGAAGAAAAUGAUGGAAGAUGCAGAGUGGGAGGAUAACGACGAGAAACUUAAGAAGAAACAACAGAAGAAGGAGGACCAGGAGAAGAAGCGUUUAGAACAGCUACAGAAAAAAGCAGAAGCAAAGGCUUUGCUAGAGAAAGAGAUGCAAUCAAUAAAGGCAACUCCCAAGGCUGCCCCUCCACCUCCUAAGAUCACACGAGCACAGAUUGAAAGGAUGCAAGAGAAAACCAUUAAAGCAGAGCCAGUCAAAUCAGUGCCAUCAAAAGUGGUUGUGGAAGAGCCUCCACUCGAGGAGAAUCUCAACAGGAUCCAUUUGGAUGGAGAAGUGGCACAGACUGUUGAUGAAGCUAUUUCUAUACUUGGUGAAAAGUCAGAUACAGAUAGGCAUCCUGAAAAACGUCUGAAGGCAGCAUACACAGCAUUUGAAGAAGCGAACUUGCCAAUACUGAAGGCUGAGAAUCCAACACUGAGGUUGUCACAACUCAAACAGAUGCUGAGGAAAGAAUGGCUCAAGUCACCACAGAACCCAUUGAACAUGAAAGUGUGAAGACCUCUAACAAUAUUUAUUAUAAAUGCUUUAAUAAUAUUAAUUUGCUCUGUACCAGGUAUUGCAGGUGGUGCAAGUUCAUGGUUUUGUUGCAGUAGUAAGACACUUAAUGGGUUCAUAAAGUUUCAGUUGUAUUCCAUAUUAAUAUUUAAUUACACAUAUCCAGUAGGUAAAUGAUGUUUGCUAUAUAUAAGUUGGUAAUUUCAUAAUUUAGUAUAUGUUUAUAAAUUACACAAUUUGUUUAUAAUAAUUACUAACUUAUAUUCAAAAUGCAGUCUUACUCCAUAGGACAAAUUGUACUAGAAUAACACAGGCAUUGUAAAUACAUAAUAUAAAUUUCUAAAUUCAUUUUGGUUCAUCAUUGUAUUGGAUGGGUAUCCCCUUGCGACCCUGUUCAGCCAUUUUCACUUCUGUUUCGCCUAGUUUUUGCUCUAGACCCUUCCAGGACCUAUCUUGGAGGUUUUGUCCUAUAUUUUCGAGGGCCCAGUUCUGUUUUUCUGCCAGAUCUGUACUACUUCCCUGAAGACUAUCAACUUUAGUCUCCCUUAUCUUUCCUGUGAUGAGACUUAUAUCUGUGGUUUCCUGGAUGUGGUUGAUAUCACAGUGGUGGCGUCGCCCUGGCAGCAAUUGGUCAUAAUCCGUAAUAUGAGUUACGAAAUAAGCUUCUCUGUUUGAGUUUAAAGCCACUUCCAGUUCGUAAGGGUACACAAUAGGUUUAUAGAAGUCUCUAGCACUGUACAGAUCAUUUUCUGGACAUGCAAUCAUCACAUAUAUAUCAAUCUGUAAAGGCGACACAAAUCAAAACAUUUAAAUACAUAUAAAUAUGCCUGUAGAUCUUCAAAGCAGUGGACAGAGAUGCUUUUUCUAAUGUAACACUCACUUUUCACCAGUUAUAAAUUCCAUGGAAUAAAAUAAUUGCCUAUUUUUACAAAUGGAAUAAAAAGGCUAAAAUGUAACAAUUACUAUAAAUAAUAACCAAGGACUUACUUCAGGAAAAUUGGCCAAUUUUGGAACAUUAGGCUUCCCCACAGAUACAAUGUAGCUUUUCUUGCCAUUAACUUUGCAGAGCUGCUUCAUUCUGCUGAUAAUGUCCUUGGUCUGGUCACCAGCCAGCUUACAAACCAGAAUGCCCACAACAUUGGCAUCCUUGCACUUCUCUACUAAGAAUCUUCUUCGCUUGAACCAAGCAGUUUCUUCUGAACUCUCAAUCUGGUUUGUGUUAGGAUCCAGCAAAUACCAUUGUGAUGCUUUGGAAAUAAAAAUAUGAAUUAAGAAAACUAUUCAGUAAAUAAGCUUACAUGUCAGGCAGCCUUUACAUGUCUAAAUGGUUGAGGGUACCUGCAAUAGAUAUGGUGUAGUUGAAUAGUGUUUGUCCCCGUGUUCCAAGAUGUAUACAAAUGCAAUCCUUCAAAACAUCCACUGCCAAGUCUUCACCAUCUUUGUUCCUAAUUAUUCUUCCUAAGAACCUGUUUGGUUUCUCUUCUAUCUCGACAAAAGAUAUGUAGCUAAGUGGGAAGGAUUCAAAGCAGUGUUUUGACAUUAAAUCUGGAAAAAAUUAACUUUGUAAAGAAUAUAAAGGAAACAAUCUGUCUAUUUGUUUUCUUACAGGAUCCUACUGGAGUGAAUCAAUUUGCAUGAUUGAAUGUUUUUUUUAAGGGGGGAAAAUCAUCGAAUGACUGCUCCCGCCUGGGUAAUGCGGAAGGGAGUGUCAGACUCUUACUGACUAAAAACCACCCUGUUCGUUCUCCUGCACGUCGAGCCGGAGGCCCGGUUGACAUGGUGGCCAUGUUAGACAGUUUUUAUAACAAAAAAGAGACUAUACUCGGAAUUUUAAUUCGAUUCCAGAUUUGACAAUUUCAGUGUGGCAACGUUAUGACAAGUACUAAAUAGUGACGUUGCGAAAUUAUUCGAUAUGGAAAUGAAAUAUUUCUGGAUCGAUUCUUCUCGUUUAUAAUAAUUAUAAUUUUACUCUUGUGAACUAAGUUUAUCAGGAAAUUAAAUAUUUCUGAACCGAUAAUUUAGUUUUGACGAUUAAUUAACGAUCUGAGACGUUUCUUUUAUAAUGUGUGUGAAAUAAAUAAAAAAAUGUAGGUAAUCAUGAAGGAACAUGACAAAUAAAACAGAUAGAUGUAUUAUGGUAAUAAGUUAUUUUAUAAAUUGUCGCCGUCAUCGCUAUCGCUAUCCUGUCACUUUCUGUAACAUUUAUUAUAAAACACACACACUGACUGUUUAUCGAUUUUUGUGUGCAUCACUACACUAUUAUAUGUGGUAUCAUUAUUUCACAAAAUGACAGUAGCUAUUGUCAAAUCUGGAAUCUAAUUAAAAUUCUGACUAUAGUUGUACUCUAGUAUCCACUUCCUGUUAUUCAAUAUCUUCCAUACCUUUGCAAUGUUCAAAUCCAGCAUCAUAAAACAAGCACAGCUUGGCAUCUGCAUUAAAGCUAUCUUUCAGUACUUUGAUAGUAGCUUCCACAUCCACAUUGUAUUUGGGUAGCACGGUGAACACAGGAAUGUUGGUUGUAGAGAAACAACUGUGUCCAUAGUGGACUACUGCACUGCCUUGUACAUGCAUAGCUGCCACAGAGUCUACACAGCAACUGUAAUAAAAGGAAUGUUAAUUUAUACAUAACAAGAGCCUACAAUUUAUCAUUAAUAUGUGGUAUAUGAUACAAAUUAGAAAGAAUGAUGAUUAUAUUAUUAUAGGUCUUCUCUUACCUACCUUGCAUAAGAUGUGUCACCAAGAAUGUACAAGUCAACCUCCACUUUCUUCUUUAUUUCUUCAUAAAUCUUAGUACUCACAUUAAGAAGUUCAUCAGGAAAUUGAAGGCAAACCUGUUCAACACGCAAAUACCCAAUUAUAAUUUUUUUUAUUGCUUAUUUCAUUCAUUGCAACAACUGUGAAAUUGAUGGUUUACCAACCUUUAAGAAAUUAUUUUUAGUUAUCCAUCCGCAUGUUUCGUUUAUAUCAAAACGAGUUAUCAAAUCAUCGAAUUCUUUUUCACACCUGUACACUUCCAACUUCCGUUCUAUGCACAAUUUUCCAUCUGUAGUAAAAUUAGCCAUUGUUUCGAUACAAUAAUAAUACUUCUCACACCUUGUUUUUGCAAGUUUUACAUCAUAUUCAUAAUAUUUCAAUUCACAGUCAGUAACAUCGAAACAGAAUUACAGAAAUGACAUUUAUUUUGCCAAGCUGUCACUGUCAAACUAUGAUUGUCAGAUUGUCACAGAGAAGCAGAAACGUUCCAUUACCUUCACCAAUGGAUACCUUAAGUUUUCGCAUUUCAAAGUGCAGGAGUAGGAACAGGGUCGUUUUUAGUCAGUAAGUCAAUAAGAGUCUGACACUCCCUCUCGCGGGAAAAGUCAUUGGAUGAUUUCCCCCUCAAAAAAAAAACUAGUUUUCGCAUUUACCUUGAUUCGUCACUUACCUUGAAUACUGAGACUAGAACGUAAUGUGCAAAAAGCAAUGUGCGUUGCGAUGUCAUCUAAACACCACAGCAACGAUUUCACAAAUCUUUAUUUUCUUUUUUUUAUAAAAACGACAAUGAAAACUAUUGGUAGGUAAUAUGGCACCAUACAAACACCCUAUUUUCACUAUUUAAAUAUGUUAUGAGUCCAAUGUAAUAGAGGUGAGUCUAUUGCCACAUACCGCCCACCGGGCACAAUUACAGACUCCGUGCUACUACUGAAUUAAAAAAAAACCAGUAAUAUUUUGAAUUUAAACAGUCGCACUUGGGACCACUCGACCAACUAGGCAGUCAGUACUGUCAGUAAUUUUUUAUAAGAUGUGGGUCGCCCGGUGUUUGGCAAUGUCACCUGGUGGUAAUUUAGAAUGAAUACUGUUUUUUCUAAAUAAAAUAGGAGGAAAAAAUGCAACAAACUGUUAUUAAUAAUGCAUUUACUGUACAGGUGUAAAUAAUAAAUAGGUUGAUGAAAAAAUUCCAGUAAACUUUAAUAUCCUUCAUCACUGACUGUGAUGCUAUAGCCAGGGUAGACUUUCUUGAUUAAUUUAGCCGCCAUGUCAUGGUCUGCCUUGCCGUAGCCUUGGGAGUAGCCAUAAAUAUGUAUCUUUUUAUUUUCAGGGUCAUGAGAUAUUCUUCCUCCUCCAAGAGGUUCACAGUCUAAGGGCUGUAGUCUUUCUUGGAC
This is a messenger RNA of Spodoptera littoralis (African cotton leafworm), 4899 nucleotides long. NCBI's taxonomy places the organism in Eukaryota, Metazoa, Arthropoda, Insecta, Lepidoptera, Noctuidae. The record is from the annotation of a GenBank genome assembly.